CACCUCCCGCCAGCAUGGGAGUAACGUACUCGUCGGCGCUUCCGCCCAGCUCGCAAGUCAAGCGACUCCAGAAGAGCGCGCUUGUGUCGAGAAAGGACCUCUUUGCCCUCAAGGAGGAGCUGCGUAAGAUCCAGCUCCGUAACAAGGGUGUUACCUGCGAAGACUUUGUCACCGUCGUCGACGAGCUCAACGUCGCCUCACCGCCGUUUGCCCGCCAGCUCUUUGCCCAGUUUGACGUCCACUCUGCCAACUGGGUCGAUGCCAAGGACGUUGCCGUCCACACCCCGCACACCGCCACCCAUACUGCCCAGCUGGCAGGUGGCUUUGUCGGCGCCCUGCAUGCCUACGUGGUUUCCACGAGUCGGAAAGAAAGUACCGAGCCACCUACGUCGGACGACUCGAUCGGCGACGUCAUGGUGGCGUACAAGCUGCUCAACGACAACGAGUUUGGCCGGGCUGGAUCCAUCAAGCACGGCUCGGCCCGCGAGGCUCUGUUCUACGCUGGUAUCGCCAACGAGCUCCGCCCGGCACUCGGCUUCCUCAUCCCGGCUGUAUACGGCGCCCGCGGCGUGAUGGAGUCCGGGGACUACGAGAUUGCGCUUGAGUUUCUUGCUCCGGACACGGCCUUUCUUUCCGUCGUUGCCAUGGGCAAUCAGUUCAAGGACAUGCCGGCUCCAGGCGUCGCGCCAGCCCACGAUGCCUACCUCGCCGAUCACAACCUCGGCGACCUGUUCAGCCUCGUUGCCCGCGCUGCCGCCAAGCUCCACGCCGCCACCUGGCGCGACGCCUCGCUGCUGAAGGUCCCCUACCUCCGCGGCGCCCCGUACUACGGUGACGAUGAAGCAGAAGCCGGUCGCGUCAAGUGGGAGAAUGUCAUGGCCGACGUUGCCCGCGGUUGGGCCUCGGCCCGCGAACCGCUCGACGCCAGCGGCCUCUAUCCGCGGCUCAUCGCUGCCAUGGACGCCUCGCUCGCAGCCUCGUCCUGGGAUCGCUUCCGCACCGCAUAUGCCAAACUCAUUGACGACGGGCCUUUUGCCCUUGGCCACGGCGAUUUUCACGGCCACAACGUCUUUGUCCGCAACGACGUUGGCUCUGGCGAGUGGGAGGUGACCCUCCUUGACUGGGCUGUCGUCGGCCCCACCCAUCCGAUGGCCGACCUCACUCAGCUGGUCAUUUCUGAUGCCCCACCAGCGCUUCGCCGCGAGCACGAGCACGCCUACGUUCGUGCCUACUGGGAGGCUCUCACCGCUGCUGGUGUCGAUCCCGCUGCGUUUACCUUUGACGACGCCUGGCUCGCCUACCGUGCCGGCUGGGGCGUCGGCCGCUGGCUGUGGAUGAUCGGCGUCCUCGGCCUCUUCAGCCUUCCAGAUGCCAUCUAUGGCCUUUCUCGCCGACCACGCCGACGUCGCCCCGCCGACAACGUCUAUCUUAUUCACUGCCUGUAGCUGUCGUCACUCGCUCACACACUUGGCGCCGCACUUUUGCUCGAGGCAACGAUCAAAGCCGGUGCACGAGAGUGGGUUGCCGGAAAAGUCGCAGUUGGAGAG
Thecamonas trahens ATCC 50062 is the source of this 1547-nucleotide messenger RNA. RefSeq lists its product as uncharacterized. The record is from RefSeq and is a predicted model, not a curated record. The transcript has 3 exons. Bases 15 to 1445 code for a protein of 476 amino acids. Lineage: Eukaryota; Apusomonadida; Apusomonadidae.